AGAGGCAGUAACUAGCAGGGAAAAAUAAGCAAAUAGUUUUUCCACUCCUUCAACGAUUUUCCGCACAUUUUUGAACAUACCGCGGCUUCCGUUUUGAAACCAGCGUGGCUGGGAGCACUGCCCAAAGCUGAAACAUGCAAACCUUGGCCUGGCAUGCAAACCUUGGUCAUUCGCCAAAACAAACCAAACCGCGCUUUCUUCACGCUUUUCCACGCUUCGGCGAAAAACUGAAAAAUUGUACGUAGUUUCGUUCUAAUUGCACAAUGAACUUCUCGUUCGGUACCCCCACUACAACGACCGCUACCACCGGUGGGUUUUCCCUUGGUGCGCCAGCUACUAGCACCGCACCGACUGGAUUUUCGUUCGGUGCAGCUCCGGCUUUCGGAGCAACCGCAGCACCGGCGGCCACCGGACUUUCGCUCAACCCAACGUCCGCUGCUCCGGCGCCUGCUUCAUCUGGCGGUUUGCCGACGCUGUCUUUUGGUGCAUCACUCGGAACCACGGGAGCUACAGCGGCCACAGGGAACGCGGUUGCACCGACAGCAGCAGCAGCAGCAGCCGGUACCGCUACACUUGGUGCAACGGCAACACCGGCAAACCCACUUGCACCCUCGCUCGGGGUCCCAGCCGUCACAACAGCAACCCCUGCGGCUGCCACGGCCGCUCCACUCACACUCGGUGGCUUCGGUUCGUCGAAACCGGCCGAACAACCGGCGGGUGCGCUGAGCAAUCCCGCGGUAACCACAAGCCAGCCAGCGACACUAACGCUCGGAACGACCAAUGCAACGACAGCACCACUGAGCGGAAGUACUGGGGCAACGGGAGCCAGCCUGACCACAACCACGCAGACGACACAGUCGGCCGCCGCAGCUUCCGGGCAGCAGCUGAAGUUUUUCCAGCUGGAAGAGUUCAUCAACAAAUGGACGCUUGAGCUUGAGGAACAGGAGAAGCUGUUUACCAACCAGGCAACGCAGGUGAACGCCUGGGAUAACAUGCUGCUGGCAAACGGGGAGAAGAUUGUGGCGCUCAACGAAGCCGUCGUGAAGGUGAAGGCAGAACAGAAUGCUAUGGAGCAGGAGCUGGAAUUUAUAACGGCUCAGCACACGGAACUGGAGGAGUGCAUCGUACCGCUGGAGCAGGAGCUAUCGCGCAACGUACAGAUUGAUCUGGAGCGUGGCCAAACCUACUCGAUGGCGGAAACGCUCGAUUCACAGCUGAAGCAGAUGUACGAGGAUCUGAAAGAGGUGAUCGAGCACCUGAACGAUGCGAACAAGUAUACCGAUCCGAACGAUCCGCUGGUGCAAAUCGGAAAGAUCCUGAACGCGCACAUGAACUCGCUGCAGUGGAUCGAAUCGUCCACCACCGCCAUCACGAACCGGUUGGAGGAAAUCAACAAAAUGCACGAAACGCUACGCAAAGACAACGAACGGUCGUUUCGCUUGACCUACUACGAUCAGUAAGAUGAUCAACAAUCCCCUAAAAAACACAAAAUUAUUCCCAUUAUCUAUGUGCUUUGUUAGCAGGAUUCGCAGAUGAUUACCCUGUCCUACCCUGUCCUGUACCCUGAUAUGUCCUUGCUGUUACCGCAAGAACGAUCAGCUGUAAGUUAAUAAAAUCUAAGCGAUUCAAGAACGUUUCGGGUCGUUUUCCAUGGAAA
This is a messenger RNA of Anopheles aquasalis, 1657 nucleotides long. RefSeq names its product nucleoporin 62 (gene Nup62). The record is from RefSeq and is a predicted model, not a curated record. Gene Ontology annotation, molecular function: phospholipid binding; structural constituent of nuclear pore. Gene Ontology annotation, biological process: RNA export from nucleus; protein import into nucleus. NCBI's taxonomy places the organism in Eukaryota, Metazoa, Arthropoda, Insecta, Diptera, Culicidae. Gene Ontology annotation, cellular component: nuclear pore; nuclear pore central transport channel.